GAAAAUAUAGAACUGAACAAGCGAGGUAAAAUUAAAGGCAAGUUCAGGUGCGGUUCUACAAGAAGAGAGUUCGCGUUUCAUACAAAAUCAGCUUUUCCGUUGAAAUCUAUCCAUCGGAAUCUCGUCUCAGACGCUGCCGCGUCGGGGAGCGUUGUAGAUCGGGGAGGCAAAGCAAGAUUUAAUAAACAUGGUUGAUUCCGGAAUUUGGGGGAAAACAAUUUUGAUUAUCAUUUCUGCAGUUCUUUUACUGUGUUGCGAAGAGGUUCUGGCAAAAUCUCGAGUGCCAUUAUCGGAGGAAGAGAUUCGGCAGAAGAAAAACGAUUGUUAUGCGGACAUUGAGAGUGGAUUAUGGGGUGAGCGAUGCAAGUCUUCCAUCAUAGCCAAGGAGAAUUGUGCUCUGCAAUGCUUGUCUCCGGUUUGUUAUGAGCUCAUCUACGAGAGUGAUCCGUUGGAAGAAGGAGAGAAAGAUUACACUCGAAACUCAGAGUACAAGUACUGCAUGCAGAGGGUAUCUCUUGGAGAAAGCUUAGAAGGCAUCAGAGGCUUCUUCGGGUAACGGCGCCGACGACGAUGAUGAUUGUCAGCUUGAUUUCUCUCCUACAUGACCACAUUUGCAUCUCAUGGCUCAAAUGGUAAGAAUUUACAGUACAAUUUACUUGUUGGUUUCAAAGGUGUUAGAUUUUCACCUGAAUUAUUGUUUUCGUGAAUAUAAGUUUGAUCAAUUUAUUUAAAAAUAAAAAUAAAUAGAAAAAUGUUUUCGUAAGGGAUUACUGGUGUAGGGGUUGGACUUGUGACCGUGAGGUUAUGUGUCAUAUUUGUGACUAUGUGUACAGUCUAUGAACAUUUUAAUAUAUUUCAAAUGUGUUGUAAUUUUUAGUAUAUGAUCCGAAUAUUUAAA
This is a messenger RNA of Andrographis paniculata, 898 nucleotides long. RefSeq lists its product as uncharacterized. Bases 188 to 556 code for a protein of 122 amino acids. The record is from RefSeq and is a predicted model, not a curated record. The transcript has 5 exons. NCBI's taxonomy places the organism in Eukaryota, Viridiplantae, Streptophyta, Magnoliopsida, Lamiales, Acanthaceae.